This is a messenger RNA of Polyodon spathula (Mississippi paddlefish), 2298 nucleotides long. RefSeq names its product RNA-binding protein Nova-1-like. The record is from RefSeq and is a predicted model, not a curated record. Bases 404 to 1957 code for a protein of 517 amino acids. Gene Ontology annotation, molecular function: mRNA binding. The transcript is spliced from 5 exons. Lineage: Eukaryota; Metazoa; Chordata; Actinopteri; Acipenseriformes; Polyodontidae. Gene Ontology annotation, biological process: mRNA splicing, via spliceosome; regulation of alternative mRNA splicing, via spliceosome. Gene Ontology annotation, cellular component: cytoplasm; nucleus.
AUAUUUCUGGGUUCAUAUAUAAAAAUAUAUAGAUCUGUGCUUUGUUUUUAUAGAUUUAAAUAUUACAAUAAUAUUCGUUUACGUGUAGGAAAGGCAACAGCUCGAAUCUCAUUCAGGGUUUGUUUCUGUGACGUUCUGUAGAGACAAGAAGAGGCACUUUUGCUAGCAUCAAUUCUGGCAGACAUCCGGUUUAUUUAUUUUAAAUUACUUUUUUUUUUUAAAGAAAUAAACGUCGGUUUUAAGAAGAUAAAUUGAGUUGGGGGUGGGGGUUGGGGGGAGGGUUGUGUUUCGUAACGCGUGUCAUCUUGUUGUUGUUGUUUUAAACACAACAAAUAUACACCCUGUGCACGUCAGCGACCUGUUUUGUAAGAUUUUAUUGGAUACGGUUUCAAGCGAAGCUCGCAUGAAGAUGAUGACCGGAGGAGCAGUGCACCAAAACGGGAUAUUUUCCAAUGCUCACCAUCACAGCCAGCAACCUCACAUGGAGUCUGAUCCUCCGGACUCUCGCAAGAGGCCGCUGGAGACCCCGACUGAAGCGAGCAGCACCAAACGGACUAACACCGGAGCCCCAUCUGUUCUCUUCGAGACCCCCUUUGUGAAAGUCGCUCCGUCCUCAGGAGAAGAGGAGGGUGAAUACUUCCUGAAAGUGCUGAUCCCAAGCUACGCGGCCGGGUCCAUUAUCGGCAAGGGGGGGCAGACCAUCGUCCAGCUGCAGAAGGAGACAGGAGCCACCAUCAAGCUCUCCAAAUCCAAAGACUUCUACCCAGGCACGACGGAGCGAGUCUGUCUCAUUCAAGGCACGGUGGAGGCUCUCAAUGGCGUCCACAACUUCAUCGCAGAGAAGGUGCGCGAAAUGCCUCAGAGCGCCCAGAAGAGUGAGCCGGUCAGCAUCCUGCAGCCACAGACCACCGUGAACCCUGACCGCAUCAAACAGGCGAAGCUGAUUGUCCCCAACAGCACGGCAGGCCUGAUCAUCGGGAAGGGCGGCGCCACCGUCAAGGCCAUCAUGGAGCAGUCCGGCGCCUGGGUGCAGCUUUCCCAGAAGCCCGAGGGCAUCAACCUUCAGGAGCGCGUGGUGACCAUCAGCGGCGAGCCUGAGCAGAACCGCAAGGCCGUGGAGAUCAUCGUCCAGAAGAUCCAGGAGGACCCGCAGAGCAGCAGCUGCCUGAACAUCAGCUACUCCAACAUCUCCGGCCCGGUGGCCAACUCCAACCCAACGGGCUCCCCGUACGCCAACUCCACCGAGGUCCUUCCCUCCGCGGCGGCCGCGGCGGCAGCUACGGCCUCCAGCCUCCUGGGGCAGGCCAGCCUGGCGGGAGUGGGCACUUUCCCUACAACCAUGUCCAGCUUCUCCGGGAACGAUCUCCUGACCAUCAGUUCGGCCCUCAACACCCUGGCCAGCUACGGCUACAAUACCAACUCCCUGGGGCUGGGGCUGAACCCGGCGGCCGCUUCCGGGGUCCUGGCGGCAGUGGCGGCGAGCGCCAACCCUGCAGCGGCGGCCGCUGCCAACCUCCUGGCUUCCUACGCCAGCGACGCUUCAACCAGCAUCGGCCACCACGCCGGCCACUUAGGAGGCUUCACCCUGGGGUCCCUGGCUGCCGCGACAGGAGCUACCAACGGUUACCUGAGCGCCGCCUCUCCCCUGAUGGCGAGCUCCUUCCUGGCGACAGAGAAGCUGGCAGAAGGAGCCAAAGACGUGGUGGAGAUUGCCGUGCCGGAAAACCUAGUGGGAGCCAUCCUCGGGAAAGGAGGGAAGACGCUAGUGGAGUAUCAGGAGCUGACGGGAGCACGCAUCCAGAUCUCCAAAAAAGGGGAGUUUAUCCCCGGCACCAGGAACCGUAAAGUCACCAUCACCGGUUCUCCGGCCGCCACCCAAGCCGCGCAAUAUCUCAUCAGCCAGCGGAUCACUUACGAGCAGGGCGUGCGCGCCACCAACCCCCAGAAAGUGGGCUAGAGCCAAAACAAGGUGGGGGAGGGGGGGAUUCCUCAAAUCGAAAUCGGCAUCUUCCAACAUUGAGUUGGUUUCGCGUUUCAGUAUUCAAGGAGAUAAAACACGACUACGAAGGCAAAAGCAAGCGGAACAAAUGUGUGAUAUGUAAAUAUGGGUUUGUUACUUUUGUUAGUUUUUUUUGUGGAAAUCCUGGAAUUUGACGGGAUUUUAUUUCGUUUUUUUUUGGUCUUGAACGGCAUUGUAAACCUGCAUGCCGCCUUCUUCGGCCCCGCUGGGUUUUUCUUCCACCCCCGAGAAAUUACCCACGUUUCCUUAUUGCUGUGGCUUGCGUUUUUUGGCUCCAG